AUGCAUCGAUUCAAGUUGAGUAAGGCUUUCGUGGAAAAGUACAAGAAUAUACCUCCACCAUUUGGUUUUAAUGGACUCGGAGAAGUGGUUUAUAAAAGAACCUAUUCAAGAGUCAUUGAGGAAGAGAAUAGAAAUGAAGAAUGGUAUGAAACUGUGGAGAGAGUUGUGAAUGGUACUUAUAAUAUGCAAAGGAAUUGGAUUGAGCAUCAUAAAUUGGGUUGGAAUCCUAGAAAAGCUCAAAGAUCUGCUCAGGAAAUGUAUGACAGAAUUUUCAAUAUGAAAUUCUUACCAUCUGGAAGAGGUCUCUGGGGAAUGGGAACACCAUUGACUGAACAGAGAGGUCUCUAUGCAGCUCUUAAUAAUUGUGCAUUUGUCAGUACAGAAUCAAUGAAAGAAGAUCCUCUGAAGCCAUUUGUCUUUUUGAUGGAUAUGAGUAUGUUGGGUGUAGGAGUUGGAUUUGAUACAAAGGGAGCUGGAAGUUUUGUCAUUAAGGGAAUUGACAAUUCCAAACAACCAACAAUGAAUAUAAUUGCCGAUUCAAGAGAAGGAUGGGUUGAAAGUGUAAAAGUGUUGUUAGAUUCGUAUUUCAACGGAAAUGCACCACAAGUUUUCGAUUACAGCAAGAUUAGACCAGCUGGUGCAAUUAUUAGAGGAUUUGGAGGUGUUAGUAGUGGACCUGAAUCUCUUAAAGAAUUGCAUGAAAAUAUCAAAUCUAUUUUGGAUAAGAGUUCUGGACAACCAAUUACAGUGACAAAUAUUGUGGAUUUGAUGAAUUAUAUUGGAAAAUGUGUAGUUUCUGGAAAUAUUAGAAGAUCAGCAGAAAUUGCUUUUGGUGAAGCUAAUGAUGAGGAAUUUAUUGAUUUGAAAAAUUAUGAAAAGAAUCCACAUAGAAUGUCAUAUGGCUGGACCUCAAACAACUCUAUAUUUGCUAAUAUUGGCAUGGAUUAUACCAAGGUUUCCAAGAGAAUGGAAAUUAAUGGAGAACCAGGUAUUGCCUUUUUGGAGAAUAUGAGAAAAUUCUCUAGAAUGAAUGGAAUUGAGGAUAACAAGGAUUUCAGAGCUACUGGAGGUAAUCCAUGUUUGGAACAAACUUUGGAAAGUUAUGAAUUAUGUUGUCUUGUUGAGACAUUCCCAACUAAUCAUGAGUCAUUGGAAGAUUUCCAGAGAACUCUCAAGUAUGCCUUCCUAUUCGCCAAGACUGUAACUUUGGGAAAGACUCAUUGGCCUGAUGUGAAUAGAGUAAUGCUCAGAAAUAGAAGAAUUGGUUGUUCAAUGAGUGGUAUCGCACAAUUUAUUACCAAGAGAGGAAUUGAUGAAUUGAAGAAAUGGGCUUCGGUGGGUUAUGAAAGUAUUCAAGAUUUUGAUAAGAAAUUCAGUGAUUGGUUGGCCAUUCCAAGAUCCAUCAAAACAACCUCUAUCAAGCCAAGUGGUACUGUGAGUUUACUUGCUGGAGCAACACCUGGAAUGCAUUAUCCAAUUUCGAGAUUCUACAUUAGACGAUUGAGAUUGGCUAAUAAUUCUCCACUCGUAGAAACAUUGAGAGAGGCAGGUUUUAAAACUGAACCAGCAGUCUCUGAUCCAAAUACCACCAUUAUUGAAUUCCCAAUAGAUUGUGGAGAGGGUAUAAGAACAGCAAAGGAGCUCUCAAUGUGGGAACAAUUAUCUUUGGCUUCCUUUUUACAAAAGUAUUGGUCUGAUAAUCAGGUCAGUGCAACUAUUACUUUCAAUCCUCAAACAGAAGGUAAACAGAUUCAAUAUGCUCUUGACUAUUUCCAAUAUCAACUCAAAGGAGUUAGCUUUUUACCAAUGAUGGAUCAAGAUACAUCACCUUAUCCUCAAAUGCCAUACGAGAGCAUUACGGAGGAAGUUUACAAUGAAAUGAGAUCAAAACUGAAAACAACAUCACCACUUUCUGAACAUAGAAUCAAACAAGAACCUUCACCAGAAAGAUUUUGUGAUAAUCAAACUUGUGAGCUUUAA
Messenger RNA from Naegleria gruberi, 1980 nucleotides. RefSeq lists its product as uncharacterized. Bases 1 to 1980 code for a protein of 659 amino acids. NCBI's taxonomy places the organism in Eukaryota, Heterolobosea, Eutetramitea, Acrasida, Naegleriidae. The transcript is spliced from 2 exons. The record is from RefSeq and is a predicted model, not a curated record. Gene Ontology annotation, molecular function: ribonucleoside-diphosphate reductase activity, thioredoxin disulfide as acceptor.